CCCUUUGGUCCCUCUCCCUCCCCCGUCCGCCCUGCACUCUCCAGCUCAACAAGGAAGAAGAGGGGGCCUUCACCACACCACUCGAUUCCUCUUUAGAGCACGACUUACGAAGUGUGCCCAGGCCGUCGCCGCCGACCAGCAAAAGGGCUGGAAAGCCCCCCUCUUUUGUGCUGUGCGUGCAACUCGGCUCCUGCCCUGCCAUCUUGCUUUCCAAGACCCCUGCGCCCCCAGUCCCAUAAUUAGUUAGGAUUAGGAUCACCACCAUUUCCAAAUCCUUGCAGAGCUGCCGAAGCGCGGAUCACAGAUGAAGAGGCAAUCCAAGAGGCCCACCGCCAGCCGCGAAUCCCCAGAAACAGGGGAGAAGCAGAAGCUGGCGUUCGCGGAGGAAGAGGCCCCGCCGGCGCGGAAGGUGGAGCCCGACGACGAGGCCGAGAUGGACGAGGACGAGGACGAGCUGGGCCCGGGCCUGGGCGGCGGGCGCGCGGCGCGGUCGCCGUGCGGGCUCGGGGAGAAGAAGCGGCGCCUGGCGCUGGAGCAGGUGCGCGCGCUGGAGCGCUGCUUCGAGACGGACAACAAGCUGGACCCGGACCGCAAGGCCCGCAUCGCGCGCGACCUCGCGCUGCAGCCGCGCCAGGUCGCCGUCUGGUUCCAGAACCGCCGCGCCCGCUGGAAGACCAAGACGCUCGAGCGCGACUUCGCGGCGCUGCGCGCGCGCCACGACGCCCUCCGCGCCGACUGCGACGCGCUCCGCCGCGACAAGGACGCCCUCGCCGCCGAGAUAAGGGAGCUGAGGCAGAAGCUGCUGCCCAAGCCGGAAGCCACGGUGAAGCUGGAGGCGACGACGGGCAAUGACACGGCGGAGGAGCGCCGCCAGGCGACGGCCGGCGCGCCGCCCGCGGGGGCCUGCAAGGACGGCUCCUCGGACAGCGACUCCAGCGUGGUCUUCAGCGACGUCGAGGCGUCGCCCUACUCCGGCGGCGCGGCGUUCGAGCCGCCGGCCUUGGCCGGGCUCGGCGCGCCGUUCCUGGACACGUCGGUGGCGCCGACGGGCUGCUCGUCUCCCCCCGUUUUCGUCGAGACCAAGUGGCAGCAGCACGGGCCGACACAGUACCCGUUCCCAUUCGACUCGUACAAGGCCUGCGCCGGCUAUGGCUUCACGGAGGAAUGGCUCGCCAGCUCGGACCUCAUCGGCAGCGACGGCGGCGCGGCGGGGUUCUUCUCCGAGGAUCACGCCUCCAGCCUCAACUUCAACUGGUGCCCGAGUGGCAUCCAGGGCUGGGAGUGAAGAGGGGUUUUUGAUCUGCACGGCUAGUGUAAAAAAACCGAUGUUACGGUGGCAUUUGUACAUGCAUGGAACUGGAGUCUAGUGACCUGGCCUGGCGAGUGUGGUGUGGCCAAAGCUAGAGGACAUCCAGCGCAAAAGGCGGGAACAGGAGCAGUAGUAGCCUGUAACAAUAACGGAAUAACUUGAGCCAGGCUAGUAAAAAAAGAGGAUGUAAAUGUAAAAAGAGGCUGUCGCACCACUACGGCACUAUCACUUGGAUGC
Zea mays is the source of this 1546-nucleotide messenger RNA. Its product is annotated as homeodomain-leucine zipper transcription factor TaHDZipI-1. Gene Ontology annotation, cellular component: nucleus. NCBI's taxonomy places the organism in Eukaryota, Viridiplantae, Streptophyta, Magnoliopsida, Poales, Poaceae. Gene Ontology annotation, biological process: positive regulation of DNA-templated transcription. The record is from RefSeq and is marked validated. Bases 305 to 1285 code for a protein of 326 amino acids. Gene Ontology annotation, molecular function: sequence-specific DNA binding; DNA-binding transcription factor activity, RNA polymerase II-specific. The transcript is spliced from 3 exons.